AUGAUCCCUACCUUAUUGACCGCAACUUCUGUAUUUAUUAUCACAUUUAUUGCUGCUCCUCGAGUGGAUAUUGAUGGUAUUCGUGAACCUGUUUCUGGAUCUCUACUUUAUGGAAACAAUAUUAUUUCAUGUGCCAUUAUUCCUACUCCUGCAGCUAUAGGUUUGCAUUUUUACCUAGUAUGGGAAGCAACAUCCGUUGAUAAAUGGUUAUACAAUGGUGGUCCUUAUGAACUAAUUGUUCUACACUUCUUACUUGGUGUAGCUUGUUACAUGGGUUGUGAGUGGGAGCUUAGUUUUCGUCUUGGUAUGCGACCUUGGAUUGUUGUUGCAUAUUCAGCUCCUGUUGCAGCUGCGACUACUGUUUUCUUGAUCUACCCAAUUGGUCAAGGAAGCUUUUCUGAUGGUAUGCCUCUAGGAAUUUCUGGUACUUUCAACUUCAUGAUUGUAUUCCAGGCUGAGCACAACAUCCUUAUGCACCCAUUUCACAUGCUAGGCGUAGCCGGUGUAUUCGGCGGCUCCCUAUUUAGUGUUAUGCAUGGUUCUUUGGUGAUCUCUAGUUUGAUCAGGGAAGCCACAGAAAAUGAAUCUGCUAAUGAAGGUUACAGAUUCGGUCAAGAAGAAGAAACUUAUAAUAUCGUAGCCGCUCAUGGUUAUUUUGGUCAAUUGAUCUUCCAAUAUGCUAUUUCAACAACUCUCAUUCUUUAUAAUUCUUCCUAG
Molecule: messenger RNA, 717 nt
Organism: Lactuca virosa
Lineage: Eukaryota; Viridiplantae; Streptophyta; Magnoliopsida; Asterales; Asteraceae
Source: the annotation of a GenBank genome assembly